Trichoderma asperellum CBS 433.97 is the source of this 1569-nucleotide messenger RNA. RefSeq lists its product as uncharacterized. Lineage: Eukaryota; Fungi; Ascomycota; Sordariomycetes; Hypocreales; Hypocreaceae. The record is from RefSeq and is a predicted model, not a curated record.
CGGCCAGCGGCUACAGAGGCCCCUUAAUAUAGCCUUUGCAUCCUCUUGCUGUGCUUCAUAAUGCGGCCCAAGAUGCGCUUUUUGGCAUGCUGCAUGAUUGUCGACUCCCAAGAUGCGUAGGAGAUUGUUGGCGUUGGCCGCUCCCCUGAUCGUGGGCUUCAUCGUCGCAACAACUCUGUUUAUGGGGCGAGAUCGAUUUGCGCGGCCUCUGUUUCUGCAUGACGCUGAUGAUGGACUCUUAAAGAUACCUGAGAUAAAGCCUGUCGUUGAUGGUGCCAUCUUGCCGGCCGCCAACAUCACCCAAUAUCUCGAUGCGAUCCUGACGACACGUCCCUCAACGUUACCAAACCUAAGAUGCCCCUCACUCAACAGCACUACGCGAUACAGCGCGCUCAAGAGCAAAGACCCCUCCGACCCAGCUAUUCAAUACUUCUUCGCCCUCAACCUGCGACAAAACUUGCCUUUGCUACCCCGGCUGAUAGGCAGCAUUGUCGAGGCAAUUCGCUUUCUCGGUCGAACGCAAUGCGUACUGUCUAUAGUUGAAGGCAACUCUCCAGAUGGUACCGCUGAUGUGCUUGCUGCUCUGCGGCCAGCGCUCGAGAAUAUAGGAGUCACAUAUUAUUUUGAGUCAUCUACGAUCGAUCCGAGCAAGGAUGAUCGCGUGGGGCGCCUUGCACAGCUUCGAAACAGGGCAUUGGCGCCGCUGUUCGACUUGCACGACAAGGUGACAAGCAGCACAACCGUUAUUUUCCUCAACGAUGUAUCCGCAUGUCCCGAGGACAUCCUCGAGCUUGUCCAUCAAAAAAGGGCCCUCGGUGCUGAUAUGACAUGCGCCAUGGACUGGACAUAUGCUGGCGAACACCCCACCUUUUACGAUGUGUGGAUUGGCCGCACAAUCAAUGGCGAUUCCUUCUUUGAAAUCCCUCCAGACGGGAAUUGGGACUCGGCAUGGAAUCUCUUCUGGAACGCUGACGAGACUCGAGAUCGCUUCUCCAGGAAUCGCCCCUUUCAAGUGUUUUCUUGCUGGAACGGCGCUACGGCAUUCACAGCCCAGCCCGUUCUGGAAAAGACGGUACAAUUCAGGGCAGCGAAUGAAUCCGCCGGCGAAUGCAGACAAGGCGAGCCACAGUUGUUCUGCAAAGACCUCUGGUUCAAAGGUUAUCGCAAAAUCGCCGUCGUUCCGUCCGUGAACCUCGAGUACUCUGUGGAAAAAGCAAAGAAGAUCAAGGAAUCCAAGGGUUAUACAUCUGACUUGGUGUCGAAGCAAGAUGCUGCAGACGAUAAAAUAGAUUGGCGGCUUGACCCGCCAGACAUGGUGAGGUGCAUGCCUACUUGGACGAACCAGUAUUGGCAGCCGUGGAAUGAGACUUUGAAGCCAUAGGUGCGGUGGGAUACCCCGCUGUUUGUAUUAUUUUCUUUUUCUUUUAUUUCUGCGGUUCCGUGUGCCUCAAUGCGAUGCCUCAAUGCGAUGGAGGGGGAAAAGGGCGUCAAUUUGGAUAUAAUAUAGCAUUGUAUAUAACGAGCAUAUAAUGAAAACGGCAAUCUUCAUUGCCUCUACUUAUUCACCAG